AAAAACUUGAGACCUCCACUCCACAUAAACCCUAAACCUCCUCCUCUGUCUUAAUAAUUUUCCUGCAAAGAAAAACAUGAGACCUCCAAGGGGACGCGGCGGAAACUUCAGGGGCGGCAGAGAUGGUAGCCGUGGCGGUCGUUUCGGCAGUAGUGGCGGUCGUUUCGGCGGUGGCGGUGGCCGUGGCGGCGGCUUUCGCGAUGAAGGCCCUCCUUCCGAAGUAGUUGAGAUUUCGACAUUUGUUAAUGCUUGUGAGGGAGACGCUGUAACGAAGCUUACAAAUGAGAAAAUACCCUACUUCAAUGCACCUAUUUACCUUGAGAACAUGACCCAGAUUGGUAAAGUUGACGAAAUCUUCGGCCCCAUCAAUGAAUCUUUUUUCUCGAUAAAGAUGAUGGAGGGUAUUGUGGCAACAUCUUAUUCUGCUGGUGACAAGUUCUUCAUCGACCCUGCUAAGCUUUUGCCUCUCUCCAGAUUUCUCGCUCCCCCCAAGGGACAAGCACAAGGUGGUAGAGGAGGUAGAGGGGGAUCACGUGGUGGUGGUAGAGGUAGUGGUUUUACAAGAGGUAGAGGUGGUCCAAGAGGAGGUGGUUUCCGUGGUUCCUCAAGAGGAGGUGGUGGUUUCCGAGGUACUCGUGGUUCUGGAUUUAGGGGUAGAGGAAGAUCCUAGAUUCUUUUCUGUCUUUGUUUGUUUUAAUCGCUUUCUUCUUUCCUUCCUUUUGUUGGAUACUUGAUUUCGAAUUGGUGUGUUAUUGAUUGACACUUAUGUUUACUACUAAUGGCAACUAGUUUCUUAUGUAUGGCUUUGAUUUGU
Messenger RNA from Erythranthe guttata (spotted monkey flower), 814 nucleotides. RefSeq names its product putative H/ACA ribonucleoprotein complex subunit 1-like protein 1. Gene Ontology annotation, molecular function: box H/ACA snoRNA binding. Gene Ontology annotation, biological process: snoRNA guided rRNA pseudouridine synthesis; ribosome biogenesis. Gene Ontology annotation, cellular component: box H/ACA snoRNP complex. NCBI's taxonomy places the organism in Eukaryota, Viridiplantae, Streptophyta, Magnoliopsida, Lamiales, Phrymaceae. The record is from RefSeq and is a predicted model, not a curated record.